UUUACGUCAGUUAAACAUUUCUUUAAUUCUCCCAAAUUGGAGGCUUGUUAAGAUGCGGCGUUCAAAGUAUUUUACACCGAACGAGGUGUCUCUUCACAACACAAUCAAUGACAUAUGGGUGUCGUACCUGGGCAAAGUGUAUGAUCUGACACCACUGCUGGAGGCAUACAAAGGUGAUGUGUUAUUGAAGCCCAUUAUAGAGUGCGCGGGAAAGGACAUCAGUCACUGGUUUGACCCAAAGACAAAGGACAUUCUUACACAUGUUGACCCGUUGACUGGCUGCAUUAAAUACUACACCCCUAGGGGGCGCUUCAUACACAUACCCCCUCCUUGCCCUCGCACUGACUGGGCCAAUAACUUCGGGAAGCCGUGGUGGAAGGAUAAUCGCUACGAGGUUGGGCUGCUGUCUGCCAAAACACGCUGGAUCCGCAUUAUCAACACUCUAACCUCCCAGGAGCAGAAGCUGGAGGUUUGCUCAGAGGAAACUUUAGAUGAGAUCCUCCACCGAUACCUGUUCUACAAUUCCCAUGCCGCAAGCUACACCUGGAAGCACAGUGGUAUAAAUCUGGACAUGAGUAAGACCCUUAGUGAAAAUGGCAUCCCUGAGGAGGACGAGUUUUACUGCGGAAGCCCAGACUGUAACCUCUUCUCUCCAUCCAUUUGUCUGUACUUUAACGACGACCUCACUGAACUCUAAAGACACACGCUAUUAAAGCGAACAACGGCGUGUAAUUCAUUACAAUAUCAUAUCCUCGGGAAGCAAAUCUAUGUUGCAGUCAUUUGAGCGAGAGGCAUGAAUGCCACAUCAACUAUUCAUGUUUCCAGUGUUUCAUCGAUUCCUGCCGGUGCUUAUCUUAUUGCAGCUCUCUGGGCUUUAUCCAAUCAAAUACUGAGCAACAGAAUAAAGAAGAUGAAUGCCAGCCUACAUAAUAAACCCCUGAACCAUAAA
Messenger RNA from Danio aesculapii, 949 nucleotides. Its product is annotated as cytochrome b5 domain-containing protein 1. The transcript has 4 exons. The record is from RefSeq and is a predicted model, not a curated record. The coding region runs from base 53 to 697 and encodes 214 amino acids. NCBI's taxonomy places the organism in Eukaryota, Metazoa, Chordata, Actinopteri, Cypriniformes, Danionidae.